ACGUUACGUGUGUGCUGUGUCGUCACGUCUUAAAUCAGGAAGAGGAACUGGACUCAGUCGUAAAAGAGAACUUCAUAUUUGUGUGUGUAUCUUCUGUUGCCUUUAAAAUACACUAACUUACUAUGAAACAUUUAUUUCUUCUGCCUCUGCUGCUGUGGGCUGUUUCUCAUGCCGACGACGCGAAUAAUGGGCAGAAGCCCAUUACCACUGCAAAACAAUUACCCGUACUCAAGAGCACUUCAAACAUCAGCAUCAGUACCGAUGGGUCUGAUAAAAACACCACAAGCAGCGUCAAGAAAAUGGGCUUCGAUCUGGACGGCGCGAUGAUUAACCGGGCACUGUAUGUUCUUAUCGGGAUCACGGCCAUCGGAGUUCUGUAUUUCUUAGUCAGAGCUGUCCGUCUGAAAAAAAAAGGUGUUCAGAGGAAGAAAUACGGGCUCCUUUCAAACCAUGACGACACAAUGGAGAUGGCCCACCUGGAAAGCGAUGAGGACGAUAACACUGUUUAUGAAGCCAAAUCGUUGAGAAGAUGAAUCUCGGGGGGAUGUGUGAACACUGCCAGAAAAAGAAUGUAAUGAAGACAAUCCCAUUCUCUCCACCAAAAUGGUUGUUGAAUGAUUUUGUUGUCGUUUUCAACAACCAUGAGAGGAUCUAGUCACGACGCUUGGAUGCUUUUGUUCCAAGAAUUAUGUGGAUAUUAAAGUGUGGCUUUAAACUAGAUAGCUACAUUUUGGACUGACAUGACCAAAUUGAUCUUUUUGGAAAUUUCUUGGAAGGUCGUACUUUUUUCUUUUCUUUUUUUUUUUUUUUUUUUUUUUUUUUUGUGUGGAAAGUUAGUUAUCAGAUUUCUUUCUGCAUCAAAACUGUUUUGUGCCAAAGUUACUUAUGUAUCAUUUGUUGUGGGGGUAUAAAUCUGAGUAUGAGUCAAUGUGUGUUAAUUAAUAUAAAACACACACUAACAGUCCUGAAAGUUGUUUGCUAAUUUAUUAGAUCAUUACAUUGUUUGGACUAUGUGAAUUUUUCGUUUUAGAUGUACCAUCAUAAUAUGAUAGAUAUUUUGCUUUUUUUAAAUUCAUUCUUUCGUUCUUUCUUUCAUACUUCCUUUCUUUCAUACUUCCUUUACUGGGGCUAUUUCUAUAUACUGACUUCAUUUCAGAUUUAAAAAAAAUGUGUAUGAAUAUGCCAAAUACCAGCAUAUGUAAGGGAUGCACUUUAAUUUUUAGGGUUUAGAAAGUAAAGCAGCCAGUCAUGAUAUUUUAUGCCAUGACAGCACCCUGACCGUCUUUGUACCAUUGCAAGGUUGGUUUGAUAAAUAAAAUGAGUUGUAUUUUUAAAGACUAAACAUUUUGGGUCCAAACGUAGAUGUGCUUUGUGCUCAGUUCUGCUUUCAAAGUCAUUGGGUGUGUUAAGGUUGACUUGUGAAAGUCAUAUAUAUAUAUAUAUAUAUAUAUAUAUAUUUUAAUGGAUGUGGUUUUGCAAUUAAAUAGCUUUACGUAUUUGCAAAACCACACCCAUUGAAAAAAAGAAUGUAACUUUCACAGGUCAACUUUAAUUAACACACCCAAUGACAAAUGAUUGUGCUGUCAAAACAGCAAGCCAUCUUCAGGUAUAUGGAUCAAACCACAGAAGUGUAAAUGAUGGCAAUCACAUGGUUAUAAAUAAACUUACUUGUCAAUUCUGUCCAAUACUGUCAAAUUUAAAUGCAUAAAGUAUUGCUCUAUCAAUAUUUAAUGUACAUAAUUCUAAUGAUUCCUGAAGCGUGCCUUGAAUUCAUCACCUUUUUGAAAGUGCAUUUGAUUGGAUGUGUUUUUGGGCUUUUUUGUAAUUAAAUUCUAUUCUAUAUUUUCUCCUA
This is a messenger RNA of Pimephales promelas (fathead minnow), 1852 nucleotides long. RefSeq names its product family with sequence similarity 174 member C (gene fam174c). Gene Ontology annotation, cellular component: extracellular region. The record is from RefSeq and is a predicted model, not a curated record. Lineage: Eukaryota; Metazoa; Chordata; Actinopteri; Cypriniformes; Leuciscidae.